UACGUAUAAAAUACAGAUUUCCCAGGCACAGUGAAGGCAGCAUUUUCCCCGCAUCAACCUGCUCGGUCUCAGUCCGCCAGCUGUCCGUUUGUCUUCCGCACAGGUUUGUGUCAACUCGUCCUUUUGUGUCACAUCCAGAAAACUCCAGAUGGGAAUCUAAAUGCCGGCUGUCUGGAAUAUUUCCCCGCGGACUAACCUGGACUGUGUGCGGACACAGAGGGAACAAGGGGGGAAAAGCGGCAGCGCUAACGGGCGGUAAUGUUAAUACGUUAGCCACGGCAGGUGCACCACGGCCACGACUGACAGGCUGUCAAACCGCAAAAAUCACCGUUUCAUCUCUUCACAAAGCUACCUUGGAUACUCUGUCGAGCCUGCAGAAAAUUAAACCACACUUUAGGAAACGCGUGGAGUCCUUUUUUCCUCCUGUUUCUUUUCCUUUUACUCUCUCCUAUCCCGACCACCUCACCCUCUGUUUCCACGUCUGUCCCCCCUCAUCAUUGCAUCUUUUUCCUAUUUUGGGCCACGUCCAUCUGUCUCCGGCUCAUUUCCCCUGCCCUCACAUCCAGUGACAUGGCCUCGGCUGAGUCACCGCAGUCCAGUGUCCUUCAGGAUGAGCUCACCUGUCCAGUGUGCUUGGACUUGUACCGGGACCCUCACUUGCUUCCUUGCGGGCACAACUUCUGCAAGACUUGCCUCGAUCGCCUGAAGCGGCAGGCAGAGCGGAGUCACUUCCGCUGUCCAGAAUGCCGUAACAGCCACCAGUGUAGCACCAAAUUUCAGAAAAACUUUAAACUUGCCAAUAUCGCCGAUGACUACCGUCACAGGCGCAGGGUUCGCGCCAUGCCUCCCACAGCUUUAAAAUCAAGGGAUCUGCCGUCGUCUUCUCUCGUGCUACAACCUUGCAGGAAUGGGAUCGCUGUGCCAUGUGACUACUGCCCUUCAGGCUCUGCCGAGGCACCGGCUGCCAGUGCUGCUGUGGACUGCUCUUCUGCUGCUUCUGUUUCUCAACAAGGGGGUGAUAGCGAGGGAGCAGCAGCUCCUGCUGCUGCCGCUUCGAUGUUUGCAGUAAAGACCUGCUUGAAAUGCGAGGUGUCGAUGUGCCAAGAGCAUUUAAAGCCACAUCUGGAACUGCCGGCAUUCCGCAUGCAUCCUCUCACCGAGCCGAUGAAUGACUUCUGGAAGAGGAAGUGCCGUGAUCAUGAUGAGAUCUACAGAUAUUACUGCAUUGAUGACAAGAUAUGUGUGUGCAACGCCUGUACCAUAGAGGGAGGACACUCAGGACACACGAUCAAGACUCUGAAAAAUACAAUGAAGGAUUUAAAGGGGGUGCUGGACAAGCAGCUGUACAGGAUAGAAAGGAAGUACAGCAUGGCUGAGAAAAAAUUCCAGGAGCAGAAGGAGAAGGAGCGGCACAGUAAAAAGUUUAUGGACGACACCGAGCUGUGCUUGACCCGACUGGGAGACGAGAUGAAGACCAAAGUGCAGAGCUUCAUCGGCAGAUUGCGAGACUGUGCACGCGCUCACUGUGACAUCAACAGCCCGACCAUUCAGAUGAACAUCAUCAAGAUCACCAAGGACCAGGCGCGCUUACAGGAAGUCCGCUGCGGCAUCGAAGGUCUCAUGCUCGAGAGCGACCCUUUCCGCUUCAUCGAGGCAUACAGGACAAAAGGAAAAUAUUACCGCAGGCAGCUAAGGAAAAACAUGUUUUACCCAGAGUAUGUCGACAUGGAGACGGAGGGUGUGGGAAUGACGAUGGAAGAGGAAAUGAGAAAAUUUCUGGAAGAUGAGCUCCGGCCUCACAUUAGCGAUGCUAUCAAUUCCCUGUGCUACAUUUCUGAUCCUGAGGAGGAGCAGGACGAGAAUGAGGAAGAGGCUCCGGAGGAGGACGAGGAGGAGGACGAUGAAGAUGAAGAUGACCUAGAUGACAGCAGCGAAGAGGAAAUGAGAAGUGAGGGGGAGGAGGAGGAAGACGAUGAGGAGGAAGAUGGGGUGGGACCGCAUGAUGAUGAUGAUUACAGCCCGGAGGAGGAGGAGGAGGAUUUUGAAGAGGAUGAAAAUCUUGGCAUCUCCAGCUCAGUCGCCAUCUCCAAACCGCACAUCUAA
This is a messenger RNA of Pundamilia nyererei, 2103 nucleotides long. Its product is annotated as E3 ubiquitin/ISG15 ligase TRIM25. The record is from RefSeq and is a predicted model, not a curated record. Bases 571 to 2103 code for a protein of 510 amino acids. The transcript is spliced from 9 exons. NCBI's taxonomy places the organism in Eukaryota, Metazoa, Chordata, Actinopteri, Cichliformes, Cichlidae. Gene Ontology annotation, molecular function: zinc ion binding.